AUGUUUCUGCACCUCUACUUCAUAUUGUACAUAUGUAAAUUAUUCCUGCGCAUAGUUUUUUGCGACGAAGCAAUUUAUUGUGUUAAAGGGAACAACAAUUCCCAUCAGUGACAUUAAGAGGCAAGUUGAAGUCCAAAGAAAAUGAACGACGGCAAGCACAAUGGCAACAUCGGAUUCAAUUAUGAGCAAGGAAAAUAGUCGACAUAUGCCGCCGGAGGAAUUGGCCAUGCAGUCACUAACAAAACAACUUUUUAAAUCACAACUGUUUCGGGGUAUUUAUAUAAAGCGUUGCUUUGUGGAGCAGGUUGGUGGAUAUCGGGACGUCGUAGCGUUACAAAGUAGUGAAAGAGAUUUGGGGAAGCAACUACUCGCUAGCGCAACACAAUUAAAUAUGUUCUAUCACCGUUUCGUGCCAGGCAUGUGGGUAGGCAUUAGCAAGGAAAGCGAUGAUAUUCAAAAAUUGAGUGCUUGUCAACUUGAAACGUGUAUUUGGACACAGCUCAGUAAUGCGGCAUUUGGUGAAUACUGGUUUAUCAUAAAAACAAUACGCUUCAGAUCUCACGAAAUUCAGAUAAAGUUAAAAAUUGUUCGUGAAAUUCAACCAGAGUCAAUAGUAUCGACACAAUGCUUUGUGCGUUCAAAAUCCCCUUGCCCUACUGGGACUAUCUGGGACGACAAAAAACCUGAUGUAGGAAUAGAAAAGGAUUAUCAAUCUAGGAUUGUUACGCCCGACUUUUUUGCUUUGUUUCGGGAUUGGGGUCAAUCCACAUAUGAAUUUAUGGCUAACGAUGUAAAUAAGCCGAAUAUAAUACGCUUCAUACGGUUUCUAGGCCUGCUUUUAUUGUCAAUAGGAAGUGGAAUAAUUGUCGCAAUUCGCUUUUUGGGAAUUUUUGUCGUGAGAUUCCUCUUUGAAUUCAGUCGGCUAACACAUGCCGCUACUCCUAUUGUUUUAAGUCUCAUUGAGUUUGUCAACAAGAUUUUCGGUGCAUUCUUCAUUUUACUUACAAUGAUGUGGAAAGACUUAGUGGUAAGUCGAGGAGUUUCAGUGUCAAGAGAACAGAUUCAGGCAAACAAUCGAUUAAAGACCCUCACGUACGAUCGUAGUCAUGAAUCAUAUUGCCGAUGACGAGUCUAUUAAAUUUGGGCACUAUCGAGCCUUCGUUUCAAUUAAUAAACUGUAAAAAAUAUGUAACUGUAUAACUAAUAAAUUAUAUUUUGAGGC
Messenger RNA from Drosophila busckii, 1222 nucleotides. RefSeq lists its product as uncharacterized. The transcript is spliced from 3 exons. The record is from RefSeq and is a predicted model, not a curated record. Bases 161 to 1126 code for a protein of 321 amino acids. NCBI's taxonomy places the organism in Eukaryota, Metazoa, Arthropoda, Insecta, Diptera, Drosophilidae.